Molecule: messenger RNA, 498 nt
Organism: Nicotiana attenuata
Lineage: Eukaryota; Viridiplantae; Streptophyta; Magnoliopsida; Solanales; Solanaceae
Exons: 2
Coding region: 1-498 (165 amino acids)
Source: RefSeq, a predicted model, not a curated record
AUGGUUACAAUCAUGUCUAUUGUGGCUCUUGCAGCCUCACAACAGUGGAUGAUCUAUCAUAUGGAUGUCCAUAAUGCACUUCUUAAUGAGAACUUACUUAAAGAAGUGCAUAUGCAUAUUCCACUGGGCUUUGCUAGACAUGGGAGACUUAGAAGGCCAGAAGGUGAUCGAGUAGUUAAGAAUCCUAACGAUUAUCAGAGGCUGGUAGGAAGAUUAUUGUACCUUACGAUGACUAGACCUGAUAUUGCCUUUGCAGUUCUAGUCCUAAAUGAGUACAUGCAUUAUCCCAAGGAGUCACAUAUGGAAGCUGCACUUAGGGUAGUGAGAUAUAUCAAAGAAACACCUGGCCUAGGGCUGCUUAUGCUAGUAGAAAGUACAGACAAAUUGUUUGCCUACUAUGAUUCUAAUUGGGGAGCAUAUGUAGAGACUCGGAGAUCUAUUCAAGUUUGGAAAUGCACUAGUAUCCUGAAAAUCAAAGAAACGGAUGACUGUAUCUAG